This is a messenger RNA of Peromyscus leucopus (white-footed mouse), 2825 nucleotides long. It is a transcript of the gene Pdha1, whose product is annotated as pyruvate dehydrogenase E1 subunit alpha 1. Lineage: Eukaryota; Metazoa; Chordata; Mammalia; Rodentia; Cricetidae. The coding region runs from base 112 to 1284 and encodes 390 amino acids. The record is from RefSeq and is a predicted model, not a curated record. Gene Ontology annotation, biological process: pyruvate decarboxylation to acetyl-CoA. Gene Ontology annotation, cellular component: intracellular membrane-bounded organelle. Gene Ontology annotation, molecular function: pyruvate dehydrogenase (acetyl-transferring) activity. The transcript is spliced from 11 exons.
CGUUUAGGGCGUGGUCUCGGCUCCGGGCGCCUCAAGGAGACUUGGGGACGCCCGAACCACUCCUUUUGAGUGCCCGGGUGCCGCGGCCACCGCGUGGGUCUGCUGCGCUCCAUGAGGAAGAUGCUCGCCGCUGUGUCCCGCGUGUUGGCAGGCGCUGCGCAGAAGCCGGCAAGCAGAGUGCUAGUAGCUUCCCGUAAUUUUGCAAAUGAUGCUACAUUUGAGAUUAAGAAAUGUGACCUUCAUCGGCUAGAAGAGGGCCCUCCAGUCACCACAGUGCUCACCAGAGAGGAUGGCCUCAAGUACUACCGGAUGAUGCAGACUGUGCGGCGAAUGGAGCUCAAGGCAGAUCAGCUGUAUAAACAGAAGAUUAUUCGUGGUUUCUGUCACUUGUGUGACGGGCAGGAAGCCUGCUGUGUGGGCCUGGAGGCCGGCAUAAACCCCACCGACCACCUCAUCACAGCCUAUCGAGCGCAUGGCUUCACCUUCACUCGAGGCCUGUCUGUCCGAGCAAUUCUUGCAGAGCUAACAGGAAGAAGAGGAGGUUGUGCUAAAGGGAAAGGCGGAUCGAUGCACAUGUACGCCAAGAACUUCUAUGGGGGCAAUGGCAUCGUUGGAGCUCAGGUGCCCCUGGGAGCAGGGAUUGCUCUGGCCUGCAAGUAUAAUGGAAAAGAUGAGGUCUGUUUGACUUUAUAUGGUGAUGGUGCUGCUAAUCAGGGUCAAAUAUUUGAAGCUUACAAUAUGGCAGCAUUGUGGAAAUUACCUUGUAUUUUCAUCUGUGAAAAUAACCGCUAUGGCAUGGGGACGUCUGUCGAGAGAGCAGCGGCCAGCACAGAUUACUACAAAAGAGGAGAUUUUAUUCCUGGACUGAGGGUAGAUGGAAUGGAUAUCUUGUGUGUCCGAGAGGCAACAAAGUUUGCAGCUGCCUAUUGUAGGUCUGGUAAGGGGCCCAUCCUGAUGGAACUACAGACUUAUCGUUACCAUGGACAUAGUAUGAGUGACCCUGGAGUCAGUUACCGCACUCGAGAAGAAAUCCAGGAAGUAAGAAGUAAGAGCGACCCUAUUAUGCUUCUUAAGGAUAGGAUGGUGAACAGCAAUCUUGCGAGUGUUGAAGAAUUAAAGGAGAUUGAUGUGGAAGUGAGAAAAGAAAUCGAGGAUGCUGCCCAGUUUGCUACAGCUGAUCCAGAGCCACCCUUGGAGGAACUAGGCUAUCACAUCUACAGCAGUGAUCCUCCCUUUGAAGUGCGUGGUGCCAACCAGUGGAUCAAGUUCAAGUCAGUCAGUUAAUGGGAGACUGAAAUGGAUGGCUGCUCAUCGUCCACUGUAAGAACUCUGUGCUUUCAACUUUAAGGACAUGAAAUACCCAGACAAAAAGUCUUGAAAACAUGUAAAUUAAGGAAGAAUAAGUUGCAUGCAGUUUAUAUGUUGUUGUGUGCAGUGUAUCCAUGUGAAUAAGAGUGUAUUGGAUUUGUAUAGGAUUUGAAAUGAGUAAUGCAGAGUUUAUAACUUCCCCUCAUCAUAUCCUACACCAGUUACUAAAAGGAACAACUCUGCCAUUUUCUGUGGUGUGAGGCAUGCUGGGAUUAAUGCAAUGCACAGGUAGAGUAGCAGCCACCCUGCAUUGUGGAGGCUGACGUCUGUUGGCAAAGGCUCUAUAUAAUCAUGUAUUUUAAAAUAAAGCUACUUCAAAGGUAAAAUAAUUUAAUUUUCUCCAUUUAGACAUUUAACAAACAUGAACUUGUACUCCCAUUGCAAGGCACACUUUUUUCCUUUCACAUUUAAGUAUUAUGCUUUAUCUUUUCAGCAGUUGCUAUAAGGUGUGUUGACUUAUUAAAUGACAUAAUCCUAAGAAUUUAAUAUACUAGAUCAUGGUUGAUGUUACAUACAAUUCUGUUUAUAAACAAGGAUGGUCUAAAUUUAUACGUGCUUGGAUUAAAUGAGCAAGGGUCCUUCUGUGUAAAGGCAGGAUUUGUGUGUACAGGAACAGAAGCUUUGACCAUAAGUAGGCAGGAUAUUUGCGGAUUCGUCCAGCUUGGUUCAGUGUGAGGACUCCUGCGUUUGUCUUCUGUGCUGGGAGACUGCAUGCCAGAGCCUACAGAGGACACCACCGCUGCAAAACAGGAGUUUCCAUAAGAAAAGCAAACUUAGAAACAGCAACCUCCCAAGCAGGAGAAGCACUCAUUUGAUCUACAGGAUUACAUUUGCCAGCUACUCUUUCCAAUAUAAUCUCUAACUUAUUCAAGUGUGUUGUCUUUGUCUGGACCUGGUGCCAUAGGAGUGUUGGUGGCUCUGUGUAGGGUGUGGGCAUUUUAAACAAGAGUGAAAAGAUAAUUUCAUUAAGAUCGGAGGAAGCUACCAGCAUUUUGUUUUUGUAUUUCAUUUAAAAAUAUUCACUAAGACCUAUUAUUCAAACCAUUUGGAAGCUCUUACCGUAGUCUGAGGCACCUUAGGUCUUCCUUAGUAAUGUUGUUGAGAAUAUCAGAAAGUGUAUAAUCCUCUUCAACAAUCUGAAACAAUGAUUCAGUGUAUGAGAUAAGCAGCUUUUCAACAGUAUCAUAGGAAUACUUUGAUUUAGAAAUUUACCUUUUCUAUUGUACUGGCAUCCACUCCUUGUAGUUGCAACCAGUCUAUAAGUUCUCUGUCUGUCCCCAGUUCAUCCGGGGGUGCCGGAUUCUCCGUACCACCUAGAAUGAUUCCAGUUUUGUUUUAUUGUAUAGUAAUGUAUAACCAUAAACUGCUUCAAAACUAACAAAGUGGAUGUAAUGACAUAUCCAAAUAGAAUGUAAAUGUGAUGUGAAAAGGAAAUGAAUUAAACUUUUUUGAUUCAG